CGCCUGCUGGGUUGUCGGUUCAGUCCAGUCCACUUCAAUCCAGUCCAGUCCAGUCCAGUCCAGGGCAGCCCAAUCCAGUCCAGCCAGACCAGACCAGACCAGACCAGAUCAGCCUUGCUCGACCCAGUCCUCGCCUGCGACCGCCAUGGCACACUCCUACUCCGACGAGCACCUCCACCUGCUCGCCGACCAUGCCAGAACCGACAACGAGCUCGGCGACUCUUCGGAUAAUGACUGGAAUCUCUCCGAAACCACCCGUACUGAAGAGCAUGGCUUUGUGGUCCACAAGGACCUCCAUUACUAUUGGAUCCGCCUUCGCUACUACGUCCCUGUGUUGACCUGGCUACCAAGCUAUCAGCUGGAGCAUCUUCGCAGCGACGCCAUAGCCGGCUUGACAGUCUCUUGCCUGCUUGCCCCACAGGGCCUCUCGUAUGCCCAGGCACUCGUCAAGAUUCCCCCCAUCUAUGGUCUCUACACCUGCUUUGUGCCGCUCAUCAUCUACGGCCUGCUGGGCACCUCAAGGCAGCUUGGCUUUGGCCCCGAGGCCCUUGUUUCUAUCCUGGUCGGCGCCAGCAUCAGCGAAUGGACCUCCCGGACCUCGGCUGACAAUGUUGGUGUCCUCUCGGCCGCCGAGGAACUCGCCGAAAAGAUCGAGAUUGCCAAUCUCGUGGGGCUGAUGGUCGGACUCUUUACCUUCCUGCUUGGAUUCUUCCGGCUCGGCUUCCUCGACUCGGUGCUGUCCCGCGCUCUCUUGCGCGGGUUUGUCACUGCCGUUGCGGUCGUGGUCAUGAUCGACUUGAGUCCCUCGCUUCUUGGGCUGGACCUCAAGGUCGACGGCGUCCCUGCUGUCGAAUACGACGAGGGCGACUCGCCCAUCAUGAAGCUCAUCCAGACCCUCACGCAUCUGCAUCUGACCCACGCCCUGACUGCGGUUGUCUCUGUCUUGAGCAUUGGAUUCCUGCUGGUCACAAAGUUCUUCAAGGCGCAAAUGUCAGAUCGCAAGUGGCUGUCGGUGGUGCCCGAGAUCCUGGUCCUCGUCGUUGCCUCGACGGCCCUCUCGCAGCUGUUCCGGUGGAAUGAUGCUGGCGUCGCCGUCCUUGGCACCGCUGCCGGCGGCUUUGUGACCCCCAAGAUCCCCACGAUCACCCUGGCUCGCUUCAAGUUCCUGAUGCUUUCGUCGAUUCUGAUCUCCAUCAUUGGCUUUGUUGAGUCCAUUGCCGUCGCCAAGACUUACUCCACCAAGCACAACUAUCCCAUCUCGCCCAACCGCGAGCUGGUUGCCAUCGGCAUCGCCAACGCCGUCGGAUCUUGCUUUGGCUCGUGGCCGGCCUUUGGCUCGCUUGGCCGAUCUGCGGUCAACGACUCGGCUGGGGCGAGAACGCAGCUCGCUGGCCUGGUGACUGGCGGUGUCAUUCUGUGCAUGAUCCUGUGGAUCCUGCCCCUGUUCUACUACUUGCCCAAGGCCGUCUGCUCCGCUAUCAUUGUCGUCGCGGCCCUGAAGCUGAUCGAGCCGCACGACUUCCAUGUUCUGAUCAACCUCCAAGCCUGGAACGAUCUGAGUCUGCUCCUGCUGACUUUCCUGACCACGAUUUUGGUGUCGAUUGAGGCCGGAACUCUGCUCUCGGUCUCGGUUUCUCUGCUGUUGGUGGUCAAGCACACAACCAAGACGCGGCUCGCUAUUCUCGGCAGAACCACCGUUCUCGAUCCCAAGACGGGAACGCUCAAGUCCAAGUUCCGCAGCAUCCAUGACACCCGGCGCAUCGAGCGCAUCGAAGGCGGGCUGAUCAUCCGGAUUGAGGAGGGUCUCUUUUUCGGCAACACGGGGCAGCUCAUGGAUCGUCUCAAGCGUAUCGAACUUCACGGCGAUAUCGGCGUUCAUCCUGGAGAGGAGCCUAUUGAAGGCGGCCAGAUUUCGGGCGGUCAGCCGCUGCGUAGUUUGAUCUUUGAUGUCGAAGGCGUUGUUGACCUGGAUGCGAGUGCCACACAAACUCUCUACGAGAUCUGUCAGUCGUACAAGGCCCGCGGCAUCAUCGUAUGCUUUGUCAAAGUCCGCAAGAAUUGCAAGCCGUGGUUUGUGCGUUCGGGCCUGUACAAUCUCGUCGGCCGCGAUCACUUUUUCAAGAAGAUCAACGAAGCCAUCGAGUACAUCAAGCGCGAACAGGAACGCCGAACUCCAGAGGCAAGCCAGACCCAUUCUGACUCUGUACAGGCAUCGCUGGCCACGGAUAGCAACGUUCUCAUCCAGGUAGAGCAGUCGACGCCCCGUGCCAGCGAGGACGAGACAACCUUGGAUGUCCAGCCUGUCGGUGGCGGCCACAGACUCGGCCGUAGCAAGUCCACCAACCUGCCUCGCAACCGCAACUCGCUCCAGCCUCUCCGUCAGCCCGAGUUCUUUACCGACAGCGAAUAUGAGGCCGAUCCUGAGGACGAGCCCCGCCGUCGUCGCAAAGCACAGCGUAAUAGCGACUAUCGUGGCCGCGACGUCGAUUGAUGGCCGGGCCGCUUGAUUCUUCCCGACUAUCUCGUCUUGGACAGCAGGACGCAAUGUUUGUCGCCUUCCCUGUGGUUCGUUGAUCGUCCGGCCUCAGUGGACCCAUACACUUUCGUUUUUGUACCCUGUUAUGCGCAGCUGUUGCUGCUUCCCUAUGUUCGAUUUUCCCGCACUCGCUGUAUGUCUUUGUCCCGUUAUUUUGUCGCUUGUUCCAAAUCUCUCUCCCUUGGAAAAUCUGGCUGGGUAGGCGCCGACCACUCCCGAGAGGGCCAGGCAAGUCCGUUAUUCUGCCGUGCUGCAAUGCCACUUGAGUUUAAGAUCCAGGCUGCUAGAUUCCGAUGGUUACUUUGGCGUUCAAUAAAGAAAGCACUGUGAUUUG
Messenger RNA from Polychytrium aggregatum, 2870 nucleotides. Its product is annotated as sulfate transporter family-domain-containing protein. Bases 146 to 2491 code for a protein of 781 amino acids. The transcript is spliced from 5 exons. Gene Ontology annotation, cellular component: membrane. Gene Ontology annotation, biological process: transmembrane transport. Lineage: Eukaryota; Fungi; Chytridiomycota; Chytridiomycetes; Polychytriales. The record is from RefSeq and is a predicted model, not a curated record. Gene Ontology annotation, molecular function: sulfate transmembrane transporter activity.